UGGAGCGAGCGUUGUGGAGUAUCUGCCUUCUCUUUCUUACAGCCCUUUGUUUUAGUUUAAUUGUAGAACCGAUGGAAAAUUGGUUGCAACUGAUGCUGAACUGGGAUCCACAACAGAGGGGUGGAGGUUUAGAUCCUGAGAGCGGUCACCCAAACUGUUUCCUAAUAAUGGAUCGCAUCCUGAAUUUGAAGAUAGUACACAUCCUAAACAUGACCUCUGCCAAGAUUAUUUCGUUUCUUUUGCAUUCCGAGGAAAGCCUUCAUUCCCUUCAGAUUCGGAUUGAGGUUGAGACUGGAAUAAGCACUGGAAAUCAGGAGCUGCUGUUGGAAACAGGGAUUUGCCUGGACCCUCGAAAACCUGCUUCCCAGUGUGUUAUCGAUGGCGUAAGAGGCUGGGAUAGCUACAUGGUCUAUUUGUUUGAUAAAAGCAAAACUGUCUAUGAUGGACCUUUUGCUUCUCGGAGUCUGUCUGACUGUGUAAAUUACAUUGUACAGGAUAGCAAAAUCCAACUGCCAGUUCCUCAGCUGCGCAAGGUAUGGGCAGAAGCAGUUCACUAUGUCAUUGGGCUUAAAGAAGAUUAUAGCAGGCUUUUCCAGGGACAGAGAGCUGCCAUGCUCAGUCUUCUUCGGUAUAAUGCCAACCUGAUCAAAAUGAAAAACAAUAUGGUGUCAGCAUCUCAGCAACUGAAAGCGAAGUUGGAAUUUUUUCAUCAAAGCAUUCGCCUUGACCUGGAGAGAUACAGUGACCAGAUGGCUUAUGGCAUCUCUUCAGAAAAGAUGCUCAAAGCCUGGAAGGAAAUGGAAGAGAAGGCCUCUCAGUGUGCACAGGCUGAAGAUAUCGGCUAUCUGGAUGAGCAGAUCAUGGCUCUGCACACGGAGAUCGUGGAGCUUCAGAAGAGUCCCUACGCAAGGCGCCAAGGAGAGGUCAUGGAGAGCUUGGAACAGAAAGCCAUAGAUCUGUACAAGCAAUUAAAAACAAGACCUCCAGAUCAUGCCUACAGUGACAGCACAGAUGUGGUGAAGAUCAUUGUGCAGACAGUACAGAGCCAAGACCGAGUUCUCAAGGAGCUCUUCGGCCAUCUCAGCAAGCUCUUGGGCUGUAAGCAGAAGAUUAUUGAUUUGCUUCCAAAGAUUGAAGUGGCUCUCAAUAACAUUAAGGAAGCUGACAACUCAGUGAUGCAGAUGCAGGGCAAAAGACAAAGGGAGAUAUGGCAUUUGCUGAAAAUUGCUUGUACUCAGAGCUCUUCUCGGUCGCUGGUAAGCUCCAGCCUGGAAGGGACGGCCUCAACUCCAGCAGCCACGUGGCUCCCACAGAGCUCCUCAGGGAACGUACCUCACCCUCUGUCAUCUAUGGCAACUCCUGAAGAUGAGGAAAAUUUUGUCCAAGUGAUAGAAGAGAAUCUGAAUUACCUCGAACUCUUUAGCAGUAUUUUGCAGGAGGUGAGACAGGAGCAGAACAGCAGCAUGACGAGUUUUGACUGGAGCUGGCUGAAAUAG
Molecule: messenger RNA, 1496 nt
Organism: Apaloderma vittatum (bar-tailed trogon)
Lineage: Eukaryota; Metazoa; Chordata; Aves; Trogoniformes; Trogonidae
Gene: CHUK
Product: conserved helix-loop-helix ubiquitous kinase
Exons: 13
Biological process (GO): tumor necrosis factor-mediated signaling pathway; peptidyl-serine phosphorylation; positive regulation of transcription by RNA polymerase II
Cellular component (GO): IkappaB kinase complex; cytoplasm
Molecular function (GO): IkappaB kinase activity
Source: RefSeq, a predicted model, not a curated record